CGUCGCCUCGCCAAGGUUGCCACUAACCUGAACAAUUCGUCUUAACCUCACUUUUAAUUUAUUUUUGUAGUGGAAUACAAGCGAUGUGGGCAGUUUGGGCGUUUCGGGGGCUUCGAACGUACGCCCCCUACAUUACCUUGCCUUUCGCAGCGAUAGUCGGGUACGUCGGUUACAAUUUCGAGGGGUUCAUCUCCGAUAGGUACACCCCCUUUAACGAGUCGAUAAAAGAGACGAGGAGCGAGAGACUUUUGAGCGACGAUCAGUUGGACUCGGCGGCGAGCGUCGAACGGCUCAAGUAUAGCGCCAACGUUUUAGGAAGAAAUGUGUCGCCGUCACUGAAGCAAUGAGGCUUCGUGCGUGCUUCCGUUGUAAAAUAAAGUAGGAUAAUUCUGUUAACGUUAUUCGCAGUAUAUUGUGCAGUUUUA
This is a messenger RNA of Photinus pyralis (common eastern firefly), 425 nucleotides long. RefSeq names its product small integral membrane protein 12-A. The coding region runs from base 84 to 347 and encodes 87 amino acids. The record is from RefSeq and is a predicted model, not a curated record. NCBI's taxonomy places the organism in Eukaryota, Metazoa, Arthropoda, Insecta, Coleoptera, Lampyridae. The transcript is spliced from 3 exons.